Messenger RNA from Ilex paraguariensis (yerba mate), 1378 nucleotides. Lineage: Eukaryota; Viridiplantae; Streptophyta; Magnoliopsida; Aquifoliales; Aquifoliaceae. The record is from the annotation of a GenBank genome assembly.
AUUUGAGAGACAGAGAGAUGUCUCCAGAGGGGCUGGCAGAAAAACUGAUAGAGAACUUUCAAGCUCCUUUCUUCACCAUCACUCAACUAGCGUUUACAUAUCAGUCUCCAACUGAAGUCUUUCAAAUUUCCAAGCUUUAGUUAUCUCCCAUCUGAAGAUUUUUCACCUCAUAUUUUCUGUCUUUCUCUGUCGGUACCAUGAGGCCAGAAGGAAACCCCCUAGACCUCAACAACUUACCAGAGGAUUACAUUAGAGAUGGUAAACAGGCCCUUGACGACACGUCUUCAUCUGCUGCAGGCUAUAGGAAAAAGAAAAGCGGCGCUAAGGAUGGAAAAGAUGACUGUGGGAAGGUCUAUGAAUGUAGGUUUUGCUCCCUCAAGUUCUGCAAAUCUCAAGCCCUAGGGGGGCACAUGAACCGCCACCGCCAAGAGAGGGAGACAGAAACCCUCAACAGGGCUCGCCAGCUGGUCUUCAGUAACGAUAACCUGCUAGCCCAAGGGGCUCAUCACCUGGGAGGCCAACCAAUCCCAUCAGGAGGUUAUCAUCAAGCAAGUCACAUAGGUGAUCCAACACUACCAUUCAGACCAGUCUACCCAACAAGAAUGUUCCCUGGUUCGUCAUCCACACUAUUACCAUCAUCUCCACCAGGACAACCACCACCACAACCGCAGCCAUAUAUGUACACAUCGCCGCCGCGCAUGGUCCCCUACACCUCACAAUACACCCAACACCAAGUGAAUGACUACUUCGUCGGUCACGUUCUCUCCAGCAACGCUCAGUACAAUCAACUGAAUCAAAACUAUGCGUCUGUUCCGGCGGAUAAUAACUACACCUGCAUUGGUGCACCAGUGGGAACUGUGGGACAAGGCUUUGCGCACGGUAAUGGAAGCAGCAGAGGGCCAGAUAUGGCGGUAUCAGCAGGAGGAGUUGGGGGUGGUGGUAGAGACAUGUCACUGCAUAAUCAGGAGGAAGGAUUGAAUUGGGGUCGGAGCUAUACAGGGACACAGCAGCGUUUGGAUCCUUCAUCGAUCAAUCGGUUUCAAGAUGGAUUCUUAUAAUUUUUGAGGGAAGAGUGCAAGUUUUAGUCUGCUAUGAAUGAGAGAGAGAGAGAGAGAGAGAACCCCACCAAGCUGACAAAUGGGGUCAUGCAAGAAAGGAGAUAAGUUUUGUUGUUUCUACAGGUUUGGGGACAGCUUUUUGAGCUCUCACAUACACACAGACAGAGCGAGUUUGGCUUGAAGCUGAGCAUAAGAUAGGCUUGUAUUGGUGUGUACUAUGAACUAUAAAAUGGAACUAGAUUUGGGGUGGUGUUCAUGCAGGUGGAACAGGGAGUUAGAUAUGAACUGAAAGUUCCUAACUCUUUUGAUAUUUGGAGUUG